This is a messenger RNA of Doryrhamphus excisus (bluestripe pipefish), 8239 nucleotides long. The record is from RefSeq and is a predicted model, not a curated record. Lineage: Eukaryota; Metazoa; Chordata; Actinopteri; Syngnathiformes; Syngnathidae.
UCACUAAUUGAUUGUUAUUUUAGGUCAGACUUCCAUGGCCAGGAAGAAGAUGUCCCCCCAAAAAGCAAACAAGCGAGAGUUGGUGCCGAUGAAGGAAUAUCUUCAGCAUCUUCACUGCAACAAAAAAAAAAAAGCCAAGGAAGAAGCAAAGCGAAGGAAUGAUCCCCGUGGUGACGUCAUACGCGAUGUUAACCCAACGCCACGGUGUGUGUGCGUGCGUGCUGCGCGUGCAACCAAUCACAGACCUCCCUGAGCGCACACGCCGGCUGCACCAAAAUGCGCGUGCGCGUCCCGGUACCGUGCGAAGAGCGGCGGAGAGAAGCAGCAGUCGUCACGUCGCAACACGGAGAGACGGGGCUAUCUUCCUCCUCCUCCUCUUCCUCCUCUUCCUCCUCCUCUCGUGCCGCCGCUGCCUGCUUUUCCCGGGAGAAACGGGAGAGAGAGAGAGAGAGAGAGCGAGAGAGAGAGAGAGAGAGGACCGUUGUGGAAAUACAUUUUUAUUUCUUUUCUUUCUUCUUCUUCUUUUCCGGAUGGUGGACUUGGCCAACAUGGAGACUGUGGAGAAGGAGUGCGGGGCUCUGGGGGGGCUUUUCCAGGCCAUUGUCAACGACAUGAAGUGCUCCUAUCCCGUAUGGGAGGACUUCAGCGCCAAGGCCACGAAGCUCCAUUCCCAGCUGAGGACCACGGUUCUGGCAGCCGUGGCCUUCCUGGACGCCUUCCAGAAGGUUGCAGACAUGGCGACCAACACCAGAGGGGCAACCAGAGACAUCGGCUCAGCGCUGACCAGGAUGUGCAUGAGGCAUCGCAGCAUCGAGGCCAAACUCCGACAGUUCACCAACGCUUUGAUGGAGAGCCUCAUCGCUCCCCUGCAGGACAAGAUCGAGGACUGGAAGAAGACGGCCAACCAGCUGGACAAGGACCACGCCAAAGAAUACAAGCGGUCACGGCACGAGAUCAAGAAGAAGUCGUCGGACACCAUGAAGCUCCAGAAGAAAGCUCGUAAAGGGCGGGGCGACCUGCAGCCCCAGCUGGACAGCGCCAUGCAGGACGUGACGGACAUGUGCCUGCUGAUGGAGGAGACGGAGAAGCAGGCGGUGCGCCGCGCCCUGGUGGAGGAGAGGGGUCGCUUCUGCACCUUCAUCGGCUUCCUUCAGCCCGUGGUGAACGGAGAGAUCGCGAUGCUGGGAGAGAUCACACACCUCCAGGCCAUCAUCGAUGACCUCACCGUGCUGACCUCUGACCCUCACAAACUACCCGCCGCUAGUGAACAGGUGAUCAAGGAUCUGAAGGGGUCGGACUACAGUUGGUCCUACCAGACUCCGCCCUCGUCCCCCAGCAGCUCCAGCUCACGCAAGAGCAGCAUGUGCAGGUACACACACAUGUACACACACAUGUACACACACACACGUUACGGUGACGCUUGGACCUCCACGUCCAUAACGAUGAUGGACGCUGACGGAUCUCCAAGGUGUUUAGAUGAAAGAGGAGCAGUUUGUCGACGUGUGUGUCCUUCCGGUGUGUAUCUUUGUCUUGUAGUGUGUAUGCGUGCCUCAAAGUACACAAUCCAGUGUGUGUCAGCGUGUAUUAGUGUGUACGUGUGUAACCUUGAUGCUCAUGAUCUUACACUCUCCCCUUGCCCCCCCCCCCCCCACCCCCACCCCAUCCCGUGUGUAUCUUGUGUGUAUCUUGUGUGUAUGUGUGUGUGUGCGCCCUCUUUCCGCCAUGUUCUUCUCUCUAAACGUAACCAUUUGACGGGCGGCCUGUCGGUGACCUCCACGCCGCGGACCAUCCAAUCAUCACCAUCACGACCCCCGCAUCACGCCUGCCCCCCCCCUCACAGCAGCGUCAACAGCGCCCACAGUAGCGCCUCCCGCUCAUCGGGGGGCGGCGGCGGGGGCGGUGGCGGCGGCGGCUCGCUGCCCCACUCACCCACCUCCUCCUCCUCCUCCUAUCGCUACCGCAGCAGCCUGCCGUGCCAGCCCCCGCCAGCGGGAGGCAUCGCCGCCCACCGCCUCAGCAGCGUCUCGUCCCACGACUCGGGCUUCGUGUCCCAGGACGCCAACAUCUACUCCAAGCCGCCCUCGCCCAUGCCCUCUGACCUCACCAGCCAGAAGUCGUCCAGCUCGGCGUCAUCGGAGGCCUCGGAGACGUGUCAGUCGGUCAGCGAAUGCAGCUCGCCCACCGCCGACUGGUCCAAAGCAGCUUCCUACGAGCAGCCCGCCGCCGCCACCGCCCCCGCCACCGUCGUUCAGAGGAGGAAGGAAGCGCCACUCAACGAGGGCUCGCCCAGCGCUCAGGGCUACGCCGGCCCCUCGCACGCCGACGACGGCCAAAGACCCAGGAUGUCCUCAGCCGCCAUCACUGCCAAGUACGGAGACGAGGCGUCUCCAGCAGCCAGCGACCUGGCCAUGGUCCUGACCCGAGGUCUGAGCACGGAGCAGCAGAAGAGCAGCAGGGACUCGCUGCAGUACUCCAGCGGGUACAGCACAGAGACCACCACCCCGUCCUGCUCGGAGGACACCAUCCCUUCUCAAGGUUCCGAUUACGACUGCUACUCGGUCAACGGAGAUGCUGAAGGUCCAGACGGUCAGUCGGACUUCGACAAGUCCUCCACUAUUCCUCGUCACUCCAACAUCGCCCAGAAUUACCGUCGUAUGAUCCAGACCAAGAGGCCCGCCAGCACGGCCGGUCUGCCCAGCGGGGUCCUCAGUUCGGGAGGUCACAUGAUAGCCGGGCAGCCCGCAGCCGGGGGAGGCGGAUCAGGGACUCCGGGAACCGCCACCAUUCGUAGAACCCCGUCCACUAAACCGGGCGUGAGGCGCACCUUGUCCAGCGCCGGCCCCAUUCCCAUCCGGCCUCCCAUUGUGCCUGUCAAGACCCCCACCAUUCCCGGGGACUCCCACUCCCCCGGGGCGGGCGCCUACGUGGGCGGCGUUCCGGUGCGCGUGGGCAGCGAGGAGUGCGUCUUCUUCACAGGCGCUGACGACGCACAGGGCGUGCUUGACUACGUGAAGGCCUCGCCCAAGCGCCUCAGCCUGCCCAACACCGCCUGGGGGUCCGGGGCGGCGCUGGAGGUCUACGCCCAGCAGCACGGCGUGAGCUUGGGGGGCGGGUCCGAGGAGGAGAAGAUGAUCGCGGCCAACCGGCACAGCCUCGUGGAGAAGAUCGGCGAGUUGGUCGCCAGCGCCCACGCCCUCGGCGAGGGCCAGUUCCCUUUCCCCGCCCUCCCGGAUGACCCCGCCCCCGCAUCCGCCGGCUUCGACGAUGCCGCCACGGGGGCGGAGGGGGCGGAGGACUCAUCUGGUGACAUGCUGACCACCAUCCGGCGAGGCGUCCGGCUCCGCAAGACCGUUUCCAACGACCGAUCGGCGCCGCGCAUCUUGUGAUCGGAGUCCCGUCGGGAAGGGGGAGGGUCGCCGGGUGGCCUGGGAACUUAACCACGUAGGGGAAUUCUCUCAUAUAACUCAAAUGAAAAGAAGAAGACGCCAUUAGGGUCCACCAUAUCUAAUAUUAACAUGCUAACUCCUAGCGGCCGCCAUUAGUGUGUGUCGGACGCAUGCUUCUCUUCUGGACUCCACACGGGACCUUCUAGCAUCUUCUCUAACGACAUGGGGGGCAGGGAACACCGGGAUGGAGAGAAAGGGGAGGGGCCUGUGCGGGGAGUGGGGGGGAAGGGGCGGGGUUAAAGUGUCACAUGACCUGCUGGAUUUCAACGUUGAACUGAAUCUUCGGGUAGGCGGCGUGGGGAGCUGACGCGUACGGCGCCCUCAGCGGGUCGGCCUGCGUGUCGGCAUUGAACCGUGCCGCUGACUCUCGGUGCGUGCGUGCGUGCGUGCGUGCGUGCGGGUGGGGCUCCGCUGCAGGCCAGCCUGUGAGCCAAUGAGGCUUCUUCUCUUGUGCGUCGUGUUCUUUCUUCUCGUUCUCCUUGUUGACGUCGUUCUCCUUGUUGGCCGCCGUGAGGGAAGCGUCCAGAUACCUUCAUACACACACCUACAUGAAUAUAUAUAUACUAGUACAUAUGAAUAUACAUACAUAAUAUAUAUUUUGUAGGAACGCUGAGAAGAAGAGUGAGAAAGGCAGCAAUAAGUGUUUUAUUUUCUUGCUGGGAUGGAGAGAACGUUGGGAUGAAGAAGCACUUUUGACGCAGUUGGAGGAUGAGGAGGCCGAGUGAUGAAGAUGAGAGGAAGUGAUGAGGAUGAAUCUGGAGGACGUUGAAGGAAAGUCUGUCCGAGCCAGAAAGCGACAUGUCUGCAUCUCUUCUAAGACGUGAGAAGAUGAUGGAUGUUCAUCACGUUGGCGUUCAUAAACGGCGACAUGAACGUUACGCUUCUUUUAGGAAGUCAACCUUGGCCAAGCGGGGAUGCUAGGACAACUAGCAACGGCGUGGUUAGCACGGUGGACAAGGACGCGCGUUGGGAAGGUGGCGUCGUCCGAGGCUUCAGUGAUGGACUGGAAGUUUGGGAUCUGGGAAGAAGCAUUUAAAUUAGCAUUUAUUUACGUCUGAAUGUAACUUUUAGUCAAAAAUACACACACAGCUCAGGACUAGCAAGACAUGAUGGACACCAGGAUGGGGACGUUACGAGGACGGGAUGGAGACGUUACAAGGACAGGAUGGUGACGUUAUGAGGACAGGAUGGCGAUGUUACAAGGACAGGCUGGGGACGUUACAAGGACAGGAUGGAGACAUUACGAGGACAGGAUGGCGAUGUUACAAGGACAGGCUGGGGACGUUACAAGGACAGGAUGGAGACAUUACAAGGACAGGAUGGUGACGUUACAAGGACAGGAUGGAGACGGUACAAGGACAGGAUGGUGACGGUACAAGGACAGGAUGGAGAUGUUACAAGGACAGGCUGGGGACGUUACAAGGACAGGAUGGAGACAUUACAAGGACAGGAUGGUGACGUUACAAGGACAGGAUGGAGACGGUACAAGGACAGGAUGGAGAUGUUACAAGGACAGGAUGGUGACGUUACAAGGACAGGAUGGAGACGGUACAAGGACAUGAUGGAGACGUUACAAGGACAGGAUGGUGACGUUAUGAGGACAGGAUGGCGAUGUUACAAGGACAAGAGGGCGACGUUACAAGGACAUGAUGGAGACGUUACAAGGAUAUGAUGAUGGAGAUGUUACGAGGACAUGAUGGAGACGUUACGAAGACGGGAUGGAGACAUGAUGAGGACGUCUGUGAUUUUUUUUUUGGUUGAUUUGUCUUUGUUUUUCCUGCCGUGUGCUCCGUAAGGACGUCGUACGUCCGUUACAAGGUCCAGACAUUUUUAUUUAUUGACAUCAAGUCUGUGAAGUGUCCAGCAGGGGGCGUGGUUUUGUAGAUUUACUUUGGAGACAGUUUCCGUGGCGACAUGCUGCUUAACUCCGCCCACAUGAUGUCAUCCUGGCUCAGGUGCAGCAGGUGGCCAAGGUUGCUGGUUCCGUCCUCAGAAGGCGGUCUUGAUGCUGAGUCAUCAGUUUGGGUUCCUUGAAGGCAGAACCGGCCAUCAGAACCUGCUAGAACUUCACACGUGAGCCUGAAGAGGUCCUUUCAGUAGACCCCAUGUGUCCCUCACCACUAAAGGUUUUAGGACACGUCCUCGUGUUAUUCAGUGAGUUAGCGUCUCAAAGUGUAUCAACAUUUUUUGAUUAUAAUCGUUUCUAAAAGUUUUGAGACACUUGCUCACUGAAUAACAUGAGAACUUGACUCAAAACAUUUGACCAAAACUGUCUCCAAAAGUUUUUAGACAGUUUUCAUGUUAUUCACUAAGAAACUGUCUCAAAACUUGGGAUCUAAAUUGUCUAUAAAGGUUUGACACACUUUCUCAUGUUCCUAAAUGAGGAAGUCAACACUUUUGGUCCAAACCGUCUCCAAAGGUUUUGAGACACUUUGACACGUUCUCCUGCUUCUCCUGCUAUUAAGUAGGAACAUGUCUCAAACAUCUGCAAAGGUCUUGGGACACUUUCCAUGUUAUUCAGGGAGGAAGUGUAUCAAAACAUUUGGUCGGUGUAGCAUACAAAUAAAAAUGAAGACACAAACCGCCUGGAAGGAUCUCUUCAAGGUUCUGGAGGAACCACCAGAACCCAUGUUGUGGUUUUCCAUGAAGUAACGCCUCACAUAGUCGCACAUUUCCACCUUCUUUUCAUCCAGCGUUGGGGGGUGGUUUCCUAUUAAUGUGUGUUGUGUAUCUCUGGUGUGUGUGUGUGUGUGUGUGUGUGUGUGUGUGUGUGUGUGUGUGUGUGUGUGUGUGUAGAAGCUGCCACUGCACUAACAGGAAGUCUUCUUAUUAGGAACGUACACGCGUGCAGGCAUGCGUGUUGCACUCUGAAAUACUUCAUAUCAUCUUUGUAGGCCUCAUCCUUCCAAGGCUUCAUCAACACUUUGGCUUAUUUGCAACUGAUUGAUUGAUUGAUUGAUUGAUGACAGCAAUAACGUACACCCCGUGGCCCUCCAUGACCUUUUUUUGCUGCUCUGCACCUCCUGAGUGGUUUUCAUUGAAUUGGAAAAGACUUAAUUUGCCAUCCGGAAGUGGAAUAAAAGCAAAAGGAAUAAAACAGAAGCACAAUAGAAAACAGAGAAACAAAAAGCUCGGCUUUUAAUAAUCUUCAUUUGUUUCAUUUCAUAUCUUUGACCUUAAAUAUGACACAAGUAUUGGGACACUCUCUCAUUGAUCAGGAUGGGAAAGCGUCUCUAAACUUUUCACAGUGAAGAUCUUUUAUGGCUUCCGUUCUUCCAGGAAGACUUUUACGGCGUAUCGGAGAUGUUUCUCUCCAUUACCAUGAGGUCAGAGGUCGCUGACGCCGGACCCCCAGAUUGUGUUUGAUGGGCCGGUCCAGCAUGUCACGCAUCGGAUGUUGUCCUCCAGCAGGUGUCGCUGGUCUUUGAAGGCUGUCUUCUUCGUCCUCCUCCUCCUCCUCUUCCUCUUCAUUUCUUGUGAAGUAUAAAAAAAACAAAAAAGUUCAGUCGCCUCUGCAAAUCUCUUGACAAAUUAUUUUCCUGUCUUCCUUCUUUUGGUUGUUGUUGUAAAAAUCAGACUUUUAUUUCCUUGGGUUAACUUUUAGUCACUCGCUGAUGUAACAAAACGCACUGUGAUGAUUCCAGUAUUAAUAAAGUUGUACUUCAACUGUGUUCUCUGGCGAGGUUUCCUCUCUUAGACGACAAGAACAUUUACAUUUGAAUUAGCUGAAAAAGGAAAAAGUAUAAAGUAUUGACAGUUAUAAGUCAUAUUUUACCAGCAUAAAGUUGAAAUACUCAAAUAUGGAAGAAGAAAUGUUGUUUUUCAAAGCCAGAAUCUCAUGAAAGCUCAUGAGGGUGUAAUGACACAUUCUCACCGGAGGGGGCGACAUUCACUACACUUUAGAGCUAGAUGGUGUAAUGACACAUCCUCACCGGAGGGGGCAGUAAUGCUUAGAAUGCACGAUCUCUGUCUUGUCUACCGGAAAUGGAAAAGGUGAAUCGCUUGCUAUAAGAUAGUUCCUUUAAACGGUUCUUACUGCGGUUGUUCUUUAUUUAGUACAUAUUUUAUCAGGGAGUGGAUAUUAUCAAGUACUCGGCCAACCAUGAAGGAAGUAUUUGGAGUGUAAGAAAGAAGGAUAUAAGAACGCGAGGAGGAACUUUGUCCAACGGAAGAGGAGAAAUGGCGACCAGGUGAACCAGGACGCCGUUUUCCAGCCUCCGGUGGAGUCAGGCCAGGCAGAGCAGGUUAGUCGGCCUCUCACGUCCUUAUAGAAAGUAUAUUUACUUGUUUAGUUACUCGGCGUCCGAGCUGAGAGACACGAAAUGAGCGCUAUUUAUUGAACAUGACUGAAUGAGGGUUGUCAACAAUAACAAUGACGUCAUCGACCCUGCCAACCGGAUAUCUUGACGUGCACGUGGACGGGAGAUGCUUUUGUUUGCCCAAUCGGAUUUACAAGAAAAAGGACAUUCAUUUCUGAGGAUAAAAUUGUACAUUUGUGAGAAAAAAAGUCAUACAUUUACGAGAUAAAAGCAAAAAGUCGUAAGUUUACCAAAGUCGUACUUUUACAAAUAAAGGUCACACAUUUAAAAAAAUGUAAAAAAUAAAUUUGUACAAAGUCGUACAUUUACUGGAAAAAAAGUCAAAGUUUACGGUGAGUGGAUGGAUGAUUUGAGGAUGGAUGGAUGGAUGUUGGAUGGAUGAUGAUGAUAGAUGGAUGAUUGGUGAUGGUUGGAUUAUGGAUGGUUGGCUAAUUGAAUGAUGGAUGGAUGUUGGAUGGAUGAUGAUGAUAGAUG